Aspergillus tubingensis is the source of this 1740-nucleotide messenger RNA. RefSeq names its product RNA-processing protein NOP58 (gene nop58). The coding region runs from base 1 to 1740 and encodes 579 amino acids. NCBI's taxonomy places the organism in Eukaryota, Fungi, Ascomycota, Eurotiomycetes, Eurotiales, Aspergillaceae. Gene Ontology annotation, cellular component: box C/D methylation guide snoRNP complex; small-subunit processome. The transcript is spliced from 3 exons. Gene Ontology annotation, molecular function: snoRNA binding. The record is from RefSeq and is a predicted model, not a curated record.
AUGACGCUCUUUAUCCUUACGGAAACCAGUGCGGGCUAUGCCCUGCUCAAGGCCAAGGACAAGAAGCUGUUGAAGAGAGAUGAUCUGGCUACUGAGGCUUCCACCGCAGAGGGUGUUUCUAACCUUCUGAAGUUGAAGAGCUUCCAGAAGUUCGACAGCGCUGCUACCGCCCUGGAGGAGGUUGCUUCCCUCGUCGAAGGAAAGGUCACUCCUCGCCUGGCCAGCCUUUUGGACGAAGUCAAGGAUGAGAAGAAGGUUUCUCUGGCUGUCGCCGACCCCAAGCUCGGCAAUGCCAUUGGCAAGCUCCCCGGUCUCUCCAUCGAGCUGGUGGCCGACUCUUCCACCACCGAUGUCUUCCGUGCCAUUCGUGAACACCUGCCCACCCUCAUCCCCGGCCUUCUCCCUCAGGACAUGUCCACCAUGUCCCUUGGUCUGUCGCACUCUCUCGCUAGACACAAGCUCAAGUUCUCCCCCGACAAGAUCGACACCAUGAUUGUGCAGGCCAUUGGUCUGCUUGACGACCUGGACAAGGAGCUCAACAACUACGCCAUGCGUGUGAAGGAAUGGUACGGAUGGCACUUCCCUGAGCUGGCGAAGAUCCUGAACGACAACAUCGCCUACGCCAGACUCGUCCUCAAGAUGGGCAUGCGCACCAACUGGGAGUCUUCCGAUCUCGCUGAGAUCCUCCCCGAGGAGAUUGAGGGUGCCGUCAAGGCUGCUGCGGACCGCUCCAUGGGUACCGAGAUCAGCCAGGAGGAUCUGGAACACAUUCAAGCCUUGGCCGAGCAGGUCGUUGGCUUCGCUGAGUACCGUCAACAACUGGCCGGCUACCUUACCGCCCGUAUGAACGCCAUCGCCCCCAACCUGACUGCCCUCGUCGGUGAUCUGGUCGGUGCCCGUCUUAUCGCCCACGCUGGUAGCUUGACCAACCUGUCCAAGAGCCCCGCCAGUACUAUCCAGAUUCUGGGUGCCGAGAAGGCCCUGUUCCGUGCUCUUAAGACUAAGCACGACACUCCCAAGUACGGUCUGAUCUACCACGCUUCCCUGAUCGGCCAGGCCACCGGCAAGAACAAGGGUAAGAUGGCCAGAGUUCUGGCUGCCAAGGCUUCCCUUGGUCUGCGUGUGGAUGCUCUCGCUGAGUGGGACGACGAUGCCACCGAGGAGGACAAGGCUGCUCUCGGUACGGAAGCCCGCUACAACCUCGAGCGCAAGCUUGCCGCCAUGGAGGGCAAGCCCCUCAAGCCCCGUGGUACUGCCAUUGCCCCCAACGGCGCUCCUCAGGCCCAGAAGUUCGAGAUCAACGAAGCCCGCAAAUACAACGCCGAUGCUGAUGCUGUUACGGGCGACGAGCCCGCUUCCGCUAAGAAGAGCAAGAGCAAGAAGCUCGUAGAGGAGGUUCAGGACGAGGAGAUGGCCGAUGCUGACUCCGACGAGGAGUCUGACUCGUCCGACGAGGAGACCGACAAGAAGUCCAAGAAGAGCAAGGACUCUGAGCUCGAGAAGAUGGCCGAGAAGGCCGGUCUGAGCCUCAAGCGGUACAAGCGCAAGCUUGAGCGUGGAGAAAUCCAGUUCGACGCUGAGGGCAACCCCAGCGCGGUCAGCAAGAAGGACAUCAAGAAGGCCAAGAAGGAGUCCAAGAAGUCGGCCAAGGGUGAGGAGAAGAAGCGCAAGCGGUCAGACGACGGCGAAGUCGACAACUCCGAGAAGAAAAAGAAGAAGAAGAAGAAGGGUGAGGAGUAA